Molecule: messenger RNA, 1956 nt
Organism: Eleginops maclovinus (Patagonian blennie)
Lineage: Eukaryota; Metazoa; Chordata; Actinopteri; Perciformes; Eleginopidae
Gene: mkrn4
Product: makorin, ring finger protein, 4
Exons: 8
Coding region: 126-1223 (365 amino acids)
Biological process (GO): protein polyubiquitination
Molecular function (GO): ubiquitin protein ligase activity; metal ion binding
Source: RefSeq, a predicted model, not a curated record
UUUACGUCAGAGUAGUCACCUUUCUAUUGGUUGUUUGCGAAAUUGAUUGGUGGACAGAACCAGCUGUCAACUAUUUAUAAAGUGAGGAAGACGCUGUUUGGCGGCAUGCUCAAAACAUACUGAGGAUGGACGCAGCUCGUAGUGAAAGUAUCUGUAGGGGUUUCUUAAAUGGCACAUGUAGAUUUGGUUCCAGGUGUAUUUAUCGACAUGAAUGGCCAGGCAUACCGCCAGCCCAAAUAUGUAGGUACUUUCAGAAAGGUAUAUGCUGGUAUGGUGCGUGCUGUAGGUAUGCCCAUGUCCUUCAUCCCGAAGUUGAUGCAGCUGCUGGAGGUAGAAGACGUUCAGUGCCCACCGUUUCCUCCUCCAGUAUGGCUUACGUUUCACCUGACAGAAGAGGGUCAGAGCCAGCUCUUUUGCAGGCUGCGGUGACGUCCGGUAGCCGAUCACAGUUGCGGGUGCAUGGGUCGUAUCCUCAACAGAACAAUGAGCGUGUGGCAGCAGAUAUUGCAGAGGAACAAUCACAAGAUGCUCACUCUCCUCUCACUGCUUCUUGGGAAUCUGUCCAGAGUUCUGAAGAUGCUCAAGCAUGUGCAUGUAACGAAAAAAAUGAGCAGGAGAUAUCUUCUGAGGCAACAGUCAAUGGAGCAGCUGCAGCUGCAGCAGCCUCUAAUUCCCUGAGGAUUAUUGAGGCAAUAGAAGCCUCCCUCCAGAGUAAAAGCGUGACCUGUGGCAUCUGCAUGGACAAGGUGUAUGAAAAGCCGGAUCCAAGAACCCAUGUUUUUGGAAUCUUGCCAAACUGUGAUCACGCCUUCUGUUUACAAUGCAUUAUGACCUGGAGGAAAACAAAAGACCUUGGGCCGGAUGUGGUAAAGAGCUGCCCACAAUGCCGCGUGAGGUCUGCCUUUUAUGUGCCUCACAGACACUGGGUUGAAGGACGAGCAAAGGAAGGCGUCAUUGCUGCCUUCAAAGAGAAAUUCAGUAAAAAAAGAUGCAGUUACUACUCCCGAUAUGGAUGCUGCCCCUUCAAAACAGAGUGCCUUUAUCGGCACGACAAACAUUCCCGUCAAGGAUCAUUUCGGUAUUAUACAGAAGAAGAAGACUACGACAGUGUUGAUCUGCUUAACCUUUUCAUAGCCAUGACCCUUCUCGGUGAUGACGACGACGACGAUGAUGAAGACAACUUUGGCAUUCCAUUUUUCAUAUCUGACGAGUAUGGUUUCUGAGCUGUUCAUCAUUUGUGUCAGUGCCUGAAACCACUGACUGGGUCAUAAUUCUAAACUUGGCCCAAGAAAAACACAGGUCUGUGUUUUGACUCUUCUGUCCGUAUGAAAACCAACUCUUGAGUAGCUCUGCUCAAGCUCUGAUGUCAACCAUACUCCAUGGAAGGCCCAGUUUCAUAGGGGUUUAGUCAGCCUACAGUAGAUACUUUUACUGACUAGCACUCCUUCAACCAGAGAGGAGCUUGCCUGUAAAAUCACCUGCUGAUGUCCCUGUUGCAAAUGAGGACUUGUACACUUGUCUCUCUAUGCCAAAUGGUUGAUGCCACUGUUUUCGGUGUAAUCAUCCCUUAGCAAACUCAUCUUUAAUUUGCCUGAUGACCCUUUGGUUAAUCUGUGCCCUUCUAAUGUGGAUUUAUUUCAAUAAGAUAAACAUGUAGCAUAAUUGUUUAACUUUUCCUUAACCUUGGAGUAUUCAAUCCUGACUUCUCUUCUAGAAAUGUCCUUUUUUUUUUCUCCUGUAAUUUUAAAGUGUUGUGUGGAUGGUAGUUUUAAUUCUCUAUAGAUAAAAGUAUGUUAUACCCCUUCUUGCUAAUGUCCUCUGAUACAGAUUUUUUUACGAGAUCCCUUUCCCUAGUUUUGGCAAGAAUAUAAAAAUGUUUAGAUUUUAUAUCCUUUUAGACAAAUUGUACUUGUACACAAAAAAUAAACAUUGCUUCACACUUUGUCUCACUUAAAA